Molecule: messenger RNA, 2153 nt
Organism: Adelges cooleyi (spruce gall adelgid)
Lineage: Eukaryota; Metazoa; Arthropoda; Insecta; Hemiptera; Adelgidae
Gene: mts
Product: serine/threonine-protein phosphatase 2A catalytic subunit alpha isoform
Exons: 6
Coding region: 138-1067 (309 amino acids)
Biological process (GO): peptidyl-serine dephosphorylation; mitotic cell cycle
Cellular component (GO): cytosol
Molecular function (GO): protein serine/threonine phosphatase activity
Source: RefSeq, a predicted model, not a curated record
UUUCAUUUGUGUUGUGAUUUCCGUUCGGACCGCUGCAGUACACCGCUCGCGCGCUCCGUGUUAUAACUCUUGUAUUUACAUGUUACCCUGAGAGACAAUCGGUUAAUUUUCGUUCGUCGACGUUUUACGUUCGUAUUAUGGACGAUAAAACGUCCCUGAAGGAACUAGAUCAAUGGAUUGAGCAGCUGAACGAGUGCAAACAGUUGACCGAGAGCCAAGUGAAGUUCCUGUGUGACAAGGCAAAAGAAAUAUUGACAAAAGAGUCCAAUGUACAAGAAGUAAAAUGUCCGGUCACAGUAUGUGGAGAUGUACAUGGACAGUUCCACGACUUAAUGGAACUAUUCCGGAUAGGUGGAAAAUCUCCAGACACAAAUUACCUGUUCAUGGGUGAUUAUGUCGAUCGUGGCUAUUAUUCUGUUGAAACCGUUACAUUAUUGGUUGCAUUAAAGGUACGAUAUCGAGAAAGAAUAACAAUUUUACGAGGUAAUCAUGAGAGCCGACAAAUUACUCAAGUGUAUGGAUUCUACGACGAGUGCUUGCGAAAAUAUGGCAAUGCAAACGUGUGGAAAUUCUUCACUGACCUGUUUGAUUAUCUCCCAUUGACCGCUCUUGUUGAUGAACAGAUAUUCUGUCUACAUGGCGGGUUGUCACCUUCCAUUGACACCUUAGAUCAUAUUAGAGCAUUAGAUCGUAUGCAAGAAGUCCCACAUGAGGGCCCUAUGUGUGAUUUAUUAUGGUCAGACCCCGACGAUCGAAUCGGUUGGGGUAUAUCACCUAGAGGGGCCGGGUAUACCUUUGGUCAAGACAUUUCAGAAACAUUCAAUCAUUCAAAUGGUUUAACACUUGUUUCCAGAGCUCAUCAACUUGUAAUGGAAGGUUACAACUGGUGUCACGAUCGCAACGUAGUCACUAUAUUUUCAGCACCUAAUUAUUGUUAUCGGUGUGGCAACCAAGCUGCUAUAAUGGAACUAGAUGAUGGCUUAAAAUACUCCUUUUUGCAAUUCGAUCCAGCACCGAGACGCGGUGAACCACAUGUCACCCGUAGGACACCAGAUUAUUUCUUAUAAGUUAACAACACCAAUCGUAAUGGGUAUUAACCCAUUUUCGGUAUGAUUAAAUAAUACAUAUUUAUAUAAUUAUCCAUAAUAAUAUAAAUAUACAUUAUCUAAAUAUAUAUAUAUAUAUAUGUUUAUGGCCAAGUCUUAUCUAAUUAAUACAAUUUUAAUGAUAAUGAAAAAAAAAAUGUAGAGCAAAAGUGGAACUGUGUGUGUUUUGUUCUUUUUUUUUUACUACUGGCAUUUUUAUUAUUUUUAUUUAUACUUUCAACCAAAUGGACAGGAUAUUUAGAAAAUAUAUUUGAAAAAAAAAUAGAGAAAAAUAAUUAUUUCAGUAAUAAAUUAUAUAAUUGUUUUUUUAUGCUAUUUUGCAUUUUUGACAUUAUUUAAGAAAAUCUAUUAUCUGUAUUCCUAACAAAUUAUCUUCUAAAAUAAUUUAAAAUACUUAUAUUCUAAUCUAAUAUCAAAAGAAAAAAAUUAUAUGUACAUGUACGUAUACGUGUAGUUUUUAAUAUGAUUUUAAUCAUCUAUCCUAUUUAAUAAUAUUAGAAAAACCGAAAAUAAAUAGAAAAAGGUCCAUUUUAAAUCAUUGAAAUACAUUUUCAAAUGUGUAACUGUAUUCUUGCACAUAGAUUAGCUAUUGUGUUGUACAUUUUUUUAACUAUAUAUAACACAUUGUGUAAGUGUAGAUUUAAAAAAAAUAUGAGUUGUUAAGUAAGCCAGGUUUUAUCUGUUAUAUAUAUAUACAUAUUAUUUUAUAUUAUUAUUAUUUUUAUUUUGUCUAUGUAAGCAAUAAAUUCGGAUUUAACACUGGAUUAUAAUUGUGACAUACUCCUUUAACUAAAUCAAAUCUUUUAUAUAUUAUAAAUAUAUAAAUGUUGUUUUUAAUUUAUUAAUUUUUUUUAAUUAACCUAUUUAAUUUGUUAUAACCAUUGCUAAAUCCGAAAUAAGUUGGCAUAUUGAUACAGCUUUAAAUUGGUUGUCAGUAUUUUUUUUAUUUUGACUUAAUAUGUUCCCUGUCAUAAAAAUAAUUUACUUGUUCACCACGUCUUCAAUUUGUAUAUUUAAAAAUUCUUAAAUUAAACAAAAUUAAUUUUA